Molecule: messenger RNA, 1595 nt
Organism: Moneuplotes crassus
Lineage: Eukaryota; Ciliophora; Spirotrichea; Euplotida; Euplotidae
Source: the annotation of a GenBank genome assembly
AAUAAUUUCACUCAAAAUGGAGCAGAAGACAAGUAAAAUGCAAGUUCAGCCUAAAAGUUCAGACAAUAUGACAGGAGACCUAAGUACACAGAAAAAUGCUGAGAUUACUGAAAAGGAACCAAAUGAGAAUUUAUUAGUUCAAGAAACCAUGCAGAACUUUGAUGAGCUUCCAUAUUCUCUCAGAAAGAACUCUGAAGAUUCCCAUGCUGAAGCAAGAAUAAACAUGGCUCAGAUAGAAGAAGGGAAGGAAGACUCUCCAGCUCUUCUAAGUUUGGCAGGAGGCUCUGAAAAGAUCUACCUUCCGUCUAAGAAGACUGUAAAGAAAACAGCAAGAUGUUGGAACGUCAAUCCAUGGCAAUCAAAAGCAAGCAAAGACAAGUUUGAUGAAAUCUGCUCCUUUGUUGACAAUAAUCAGAGCACUCAAUUAAUUAAGUCUCAAAGUCAAGGUGAGAAUGAGCCAUCAAGCAUAACUUGCCACAAAGCUUGUGGCAAGUAUAGUAAAAUCAAUCCAUUUAAAGUAUCUUUGGAUGCAGGCUCAACACGAUUUAAAGAAACUAUCUCUAAGAAUAGCUUGGCCACCUUUGAUCAAGAUGGACACAAGGAGGUCGAUUCAGUCAAGCCUCUUCCAAAUAGCGAUGAAAGUACUAUCUCAUUAAGAAAACCUUCAUUCAAACAGAUUGAUGAGCACUAUUCUACAACUUCAGAUAAAUCUAAGCGUGUUAAGAACGAAUUGAAAGUACAACAGAAACAUGUAGACUUCCAAAACAAAGUGUAUCCAGAUCCCAAAGGAAAUUGGCGAGAUAAGGUUUUCAUAAAUUCACCUCACAACUUUGAGAUCUGUGGGAGUUAUUAUAGCAUAUCUUAUAGCGAAAAUUUAAAUAAUUUCUUCCCGUCUCAUGACAUUAUCCCUCUUUGUGCUACCUGAUUUCUGAAACUUCCUGAUUCCAAUGAAAUAGAAGUAGAAAUAGAGAAAUCUAAAGGUCUUACUAUUUUCUUGUCCCAAACUUUCCCUAGAAAAGUGAAAACCUGAACAAUACAUGAUACAAGUGGUGAUGAUAUUACUCAGGGACAUGCCUACGCUCAGAUUUUGAGAAUUAGCUCUGCAGUUGAGAAGGAAAUAAUUUUUAAAGGAUUUGAGCUCAAAGAAAAACAUCUCAAAAGAUUUCUUGCAGCUUUCAGACAUGUUGAAACUGUCGAGUUGACAAUGUGCCAUCUCUUAGUUUCAAGAGUUCCAGAUCUUUCGUUGGCUCUGAAGGGGUCUAAGAUCAGGGUUUUAAAGUUCGAUUACACUGUUUUUAGAAGUAACAACUUCAGAUGGAGUGACCCUCUAUCACUGAAAAACUUUAUUGAUGGACUUGCUACGUCUCCUGAUCUCAAGCAAAAUUUGCAAGAGUUUCAUAUUGGUGAUAGGCGCUUUGAAGAAUUAGGUUUGCUAGACAUUUUUGAAGAAACAAUCACCAAGAUAUUUGCAGAUUCUUUAGGAAAAAGAAUUGCACUAAAAUUUAUCCAAAACGAAUUUAAGCUAUCGUUUGAUGUAUCGGACCUCUUUUAGACAUUAAUUGGCUCCAAUUCUGCUCAAUAUAACUAUUAUUGUA